UGCCUAUCAAAGUUGGCGGGAAAGCGGAAGCCCGGCAGCAUGGCGGCCGCGGCUGCAGGGGCUGGGGACUCGGCUCCCGGCGGCGGCCCAGCGGCCGUGCGGCUACCGCGGUCGCCGCCGUUCAAGGUCCUGGCGGAGCAGCUGCGGCGCGACGCGGAGGGCGGCCCGGGUGCGUGGCGGCUGUCGCGGGCGGCGGCGGGCCGCCGGCCCCUGGAGCUGGUGACCGUGUGGAUGCAGGGCACGGUGGUGGCGGCGGGCGGCGACGAGGCGCGGCUGCGGGACCCGAGCGGGGCCUUCUCAGUGCGCGGCCUGGAGCGGGUGCCGCGCGGGCGGCCCUGCCUAGUCCCAGGAAAGUACGUGAUGGUAAUGGGAGUGGUGCAGACGUGUAGCCCCGAGCCGUGCCUUCAGGCUGUGAAGAUGACAGACCUCUCCGAUAACCCCAUCCACGAAAGCAUGUGGGAGCUAGAAGUGGAAGAUUUACACAGGAAUAUUCCUUAGAUGACAUUGGAACCCUUGCUAAUAACAACCGAAAUCCUAAAAAAAUAAAAAAAUAAACAACCGAAAUCAUGAAACAAUUUAGGUUCUUAUACCAUGUAGAUUUCACAGAUAGCAUUCCAUGUACAUUUCUCAUAAGUUUCUCCAAGAGUUUUGCUUUGGUUGACCAAGGAGUCCAGAGGUAGGAUUUCUAAGCACUGGGACACUUCACUUAACUCAGCCCUCGAUGCCCCUUGCUUUGAUGACUGUUUGCAGAUGAAAAGCAGAUGUGUGCUCCGUUGUUUUUUUUUUUUUCCCUUCCUUUUGGUUUAUGUGUGUUAAUUGCUCUUUAAAGCACGCAGAAAUCUCAUGUUGCAUUUUCCAGGUUUUAUAAGUGAUGGUACUUUUUCCGUUGCUGCUGGGACCCUGUUUUUAUGAUGUCAAGGUUGAAUCUCGCUCAUUGCCCGUGGUGAUUAAACUGUGGUUGUGGGCCGGGAAGCAGACCACGUGAAAUGGGAAUGACAUCAUGGCCCGCCUCUUCUCCCAUCAACGACUUCCAUGUCUAGCUUGCAAGUCAAAACAGUGUUUUCCAGCAGCCUCUCAAAGACAGCUCUCUCUGCUCUUGGGGCCUCCGAGCAGUUAAGGUACAUUUCCUGAAGAUACCGAGGGUUAACACCUGGCAUUCUUCCUCACUUGGAGUUGUUGAAACACUUAGAAAAUUUCUUGUUGAAACUAAAAUCAAGACUGAGAAUGACUUUUAGGGAUUAACUAAACGUCUGCCUCGUAACUUCUGGUGAGAUGCUGCAAGGGAGCAACGUCCUGGUGUAGAGGGUUUUUUUGUUUUCUUUUUUUCCUCCCAGUGUUAUUGAAAUAUAAUUGACAUACAGCACUGUAUAAGGGGUACAGCAUAAGCAUCUUAGAGUUCUGACAUUUUCUGGGUGGAAUGACUUUUUGUUGUAAUUAUAUUCACUGCUCUCUUACCCAUACCUUAUUUUUCCCAAGAUUGUAAAUAUUAUAUUCCUACAUUCCUGUAGAGUUUUGUUGGAUUAUUGAUCUUCUACCACUAAUAAAUUAUUUUAUAUGCUG
Messenger RNA from Mirounga angustirostris (Northern elephant seal), 1560 nucleotides. It is a transcript of the gene RMI2, whose product is annotated as RecQ mediated genome instability 2. Lineage: Eukaryota; Metazoa; Chordata; Mammalia; Carnivora; Phocidae. Gene Ontology annotation, biological process: negative regulation of double-strand break repair via homologous recombination; DNA repair; maintenance of rDNA. Gene Ontology annotation, cellular component: cytosol; nuclear speck. Bases 40 to 498 code for a protein of 152 amino acids. The record is from RefSeq and is a predicted model, not a curated record. The transcript is spliced from 2 exons.